Brassica rapa (field mustard) is the source of this 986-nucleotide messenger RNA. RefSeq names its product coenzyme Q-binding protein COQ10 homolog, mitochondrial. Lineage: Eukaryota; Viridiplantae; Streptophyta; Magnoliopsida; Brassicales; Brassicaceae. Gene Ontology annotation, biological process: cellular respiration. Gene Ontology annotation, molecular function: ubiquinone binding. Gene Ontology annotation, cellular component: mitochondrion. The record is from RefSeq and is a predicted model, not a curated record.
AGUUUCACCCUUCCGCUUCUUGAAUCUUGCCUUUGGAGCAAUGCCAUCGUUUAGAGCUUUGUUUGCCUUAAUUUCACGUCGAAACGCAAUCAGGAGGAGUCCGAUCACUCGUUGCAUAUCGAAUCAAUUACGUCGAUUCGGGUCCCUUUGCGGCGUCGAGAGAUGCAACUACUCUUCUUCUUAUGGUGAUGCUAGAAGAGUCUCUUUCGGCAAAAGGAGCGUGUUUCAGAGACGGCAUUUUCUGGGAUGCGGAGAUGGGGAAGAAGGUGGUGGUGGUGGUGAGUUAUCAAAGAUCUACCAAGAGCGACGUGUCUUGGGGUAUUCUCAGGAGCAACUGUUUAACGUAGUUCUAGCCGUAGACUUGUACCACGGGUUUGUGCCUUGGUGUCAACGCUCCGAGGUUCUUAAAGAGUACCCAGAUGGGUCUUUCGAUGCAGAACUUGAGAUUGGUUUCAAGUUUCUUGUUGAGAGUUACAUUUCUCAUGUUGAGUUCGAAAGGCCCAAAUGGAUCAAGACAACAGCGAGGGACACCGGCCUGUUUGACCAUUUGAUAAACCUCUGGCAAUUUAAGCCAGGACCAAUUCCAGGAACCUGCGACCUUUCUAUCCUUGUCGAUUUCAAGUUCAACUCACCGCUCUAUCGCCAGGUGGCUUCGAUGUUCUUGAAGGAGGUAGCAACAAGACUCAUGGGGGCAUUUAGUGACCGAUGCAGAUUAGUGUAUGGUCCAGGAGUUCGAAUGGAUGAAAACGCAUUUGGGCAUAGAGCUUGAGAUAGAAGUAACAACCUGAGGGAGACAAAAUCCAUACAUCGGUUAGAAAGGACUGGUUUCACAGUUUGAUCCUUUAAUGAGACAACAAUGUUCUAAGAUUCUGUUUAAUUUUUCCUUGACACCUAACAUAUCAAGUUAUCUGAAUCAUAUGUUGUUUCCAAGAUUGAACUGAUCAAUGAUUGUAACUACAUUUGUCUAGCCAACUUCCGUUGGAUCA